Molecule: messenger RNA, 4926 nt
Organism: Parus major (Great Tit)
Lineage: Eukaryota; Metazoa; Chordata; Aves; Passeriformes; Paridae
Gene: LUZP1
Product: leucine zipper protein 1
Exons: 4
Coding region: 495-3848 (1117 amino acids)
Source: RefSeq, a predicted model, not a curated record
CUGUCAGACUUGGUUUUCGCAUUCAUUCUCCAAAUUGCUUUAAUUAAAAUUGCUUUUAUAUGCAUUAUCUGGCUUUUAAGGUUCAGCACUGGCUUGUGUCUUCCCCACUGGAUUGAUCUGAAAAUCACAGGAUAUGUUUCCGAGGCUGCAGAGGCUCCAAGGUUGUUCUGAUCAUCUGAUUCCACUGCAGCACUUUCAGCUGCUUGUGCCUUUGAGGUGCCUGUGCCUCACGUGGGAGUGCAGUGGGUUACCUUAAAGGGAAAAUCUGAUGAAACUUCUUUAAGAACUUGUUGUUACAUGUGAUAUCUUAGUGGAAUUUACCGGAACAGAAUGGAGAUUCCUGACCUAGGAUCUGGAACAGAGCUGCAAAAACAUUAAUUUCUCAGGGUGAGAUUGCCUCUGCUCAAAGGAACAAUAACAUACUGGAAAUAUACAAGGUGUAUACCAUUCACCCAGACUAAGAAAAGCUUUACUCUAAAAGGAAUAAAAUAAUCAUGGCAGAAUGUACAGGUUACAAGGAAACCUCAAACCGGCACCUACGCUUCAAAUUGCAGAGCCUUAGUCGCCGCCUUGAUGAACUGGAGGAAGCAACUAAAAAUCUGCAGAAAGCAGAGGAUGAAUUGCUUGACCUCCAGGACAAAGUUAUCCAGGCAGAAGGCAGCAAUUCCAGCAUGCUGGCUGACAUUGAAGCCCUGAGGAAAAGAGUGCUGAAGAUUGAAGGCAAGGAUGAAGAAAUUAGGAAGGCUGAAGAGCUUUGCAGAUUAAUGAAAGAAAAACUUGAAGAGGAGGAGAGCCUCACUCGAGAUCUGAAGUCAGAAAUUGAGCUCCUUCAGAGGAGAAUGGCAGAGCUGGAGAAGCUGGAGGAGGCUUUCAGCAGGAGCAAGAAUGACUGUACACAGCUGUGUCUUAGCCUCAAUGAAGAAAAGAACUUGACCAAAAAGAUAUCUACAGAAUUAGAAAUACUUAGAGUGAAAGUGAAAGAACUGGAAUCAUCUGAGGACAGGCUGGAUAAAACUGAACAGACCUUAACAGCUGAGUUAGAAAAGCUGAAGUCCUUAGCUCUGAGCUUUAUCACAGAAAGAAAACAUUUUAACGAAAGAGAAAAGCAAAAUGAAAAAAUAAUCCAGGAGCUAACACAGAAACUAGAACAAAACAAUAAACUAAAUAGGGCAGAUCAAACUAGAAAUGCAUCCAACUUGCUAGAAAGGUCAUCCAACAAUCUCCUGGAAAGAAAUGAUAUGAGAAUUGAAGAUGACUUGACUUCUGCACUGCCCUCUAAGGAGACCAGGAGGAAGGGAAGUGUGGAUUACCUGAAACACGUAGAAAAUGAAACCAGGAAUAAAUCAGAAAACCAAAAGAAUAAAAAUCAGGAAGACAACAAAGUGAAAGAUCUCACCCAAGAAAUUGAGAAACUUAAAAUUCAGAUCAAACAUUUUGAAUCUUUAGAAGAAGAACUUAAAAAAAUGAGAGCCAAAAAUAAUGAUCUGCAAGACAGUUACUUAAGUGAGCAGAAUAAAAACAAACUCUUAACAGGUCAGCUAGAGGAAAUAAAAAUGCAAAUAAAGAAACAGAAAGAUCUGGAGAAUGGAGAAGUUGAAAAUGAAGAUACAAGCUUUUCUAGCAGGGGAAAGCAUGACCGACCCAAAUACAGAGGUGUCAUGACUGAUUUGACAGCUGCUAAGCACAAGCCAAGGGAGCUCUCACCGCAGCAGCGCCGGGAAAGAGCACGAAACAGAGACUUCUCUAUCAGUAAUGACAGCUACAGCCAUGGUGGUAAGCAGGUGCCCAGUCCAAGCUUAAUGAACAGAAAAGCAGGGAGAGCUUCUGGUGCAUCUGCCCUUUCAGACACUGCUGUCACAGAUACAAGAAGAUUGGAAGAGAAAUCUUUAGUUUCCACUAUUUCUUCUGGUCAGAAAGAAAGCUCCAUCAUGCAGAAUGAGGGGAAGAGAUCCAAAGAGCAGCCAUCUGUCCUCAGCCGAUAUCCUCCUGCUGCACAGGAGCAGAAAGCUUGGAAAGCACCUUCCAAACCUGUUGGUGAUACUAGCCUGAGAUCCAAGGCUGAAAAGCCAUCUCAGGUGCUCCGUGGCAGCUGCCAAAAUGGUGCUGACACACGGGAUGAAAGGUCAAGCAAAGGAGAAUCAAUGGGUUCUUUGGCUGAGAAGCUGAAAACAAGUCAGGCUGAAGUCAGUGAGUGCUUGGGGGACACACAGCUCACAAGGGGUAACCACACCUCUUCCAAUGGCACAGCCUCAGCAUACAGGUACCACGUGUCCUCCAGUGUGUCAGACUCUGCUGGCUCUAAAGUGGAAGCAGCAUCUUUUGCUGCAUCACACAGACAACCCUCAGAGGGGAGGGCUAAAAGGGUGGCAAUCUCCCAGGAAAAAGAAGCUGCUGACACAUCACUUGAAAGCGUGAAGCUUUCAAUGCUCACAAAGCGUUCCCAUCACUCCAGGAGUCAGGAAGACAUUCUGCAGAUGGUCACAGGUCUUGAUAAAGAAGGCACGGAGCAGUCUUCAAGUUCAGCAACUGAUCAUGUAAAUAUGGGUUUAAAAACUGACUCCAAAACCAUCCAGAGUAACCAGGAAAAACUUAAUUCAGAUGAAGAAUCAGGGAGAAGUAAAAAACCAACCACUCAGUCAGAUUUUGAGACAAGAAAGAAAGUCAGUUCCAAGCAGUUCUCCAAUUCUAGGGGAGUUUUUAGAGCAUCAUUUUUUGAAAAUGACCAAAAAACUGUGAAUGAUGAAGACUCUACCAAGUGCAUAAAACCAUCAGAUGCCAGCACUGCAGGAUUGAAAUCCAGAAGAUCCUUCAGCCCUAGAGAAGCUCUGAGAUCAAAAGCCAUCAUUAAACCAGCAAUUGUUGAGAAGGAUAUGAAGGCAAUCAUGGGAGGGACUGUUUCAGAGCCAGAAUCAGAAAAACAGAAGUCUACUUUUAAAACAGUAACAAAUAAAAUGACAAGCAGCAUCACAAUCUUUCCUUCUGAGCCAACAGCUCCAAGAACCACUGCAGAUAUAGCAGCAAAGGAAAGGCAUGUUACCACCAGCAACAUCAGAGUUGCUUCAAAUGAGCCUUCAUCAUCAAUAACAAACAAUGUCCCUUCACCCUUUGAGGUCUCAGUUAACAGAAGUGCUGUGAAGUCAUCUGAGACAGACAGAAGUGGAGAGGCAGUGCCGAGAAGUAAAGCUGAAACAGUGGUCUCGAGAAGCAGCAUUAUGCUGAAGACUUCUGAGCUCGUGGAGAAGAACAGUGAGACACCUUUGGAGACAAUCAGCUGGAAGAGCCAUGGCUCGUCAGAGGCAGGCUCAUCCGAAACAAAGCAUGUCACUGUGAGAAGUUCCUGGAGAACAAGACAAGGCCUUCAUUCCCUGGAGGACUCUCAAACCAAAGCGGAGAAAAGUGCAACUUUCAGUGCCACAAACUUAUGUAGGUCCUCAGUGGACCUUUUAGAAGAGGAGGGGAAUAGUUCAAAAACAGACUUCAUGGAGCAGAGUUCAUCAAGGACGAGUGCCACAGCUAAUUCCUGGAGUGCCCCUGAACUGGGGUCCCGAAGGACCAAAAGUAAUUUAAGUGCAUCUGAGCUGCUGACACGCAGGAGCUGUGCAAAUGAUCCUGCAGCAGCUGCUGCUUGGCAGCGGACCACACCACCUGAUGAAAGCAAGGAUUUUGUGUCCAGUUCCAGAAGGAAGCAGUAUGGCUCUUCUGAGUACCUCCUGCAGGCUGACACUCUGGGGAAAAGGAUAGCCACCAGGGUGGAGCUGCAGGACCCUGAAUCCAGCUCCCCUGCACCACCAGGGCUCCAAGGAGAGGAGCAGGGCACUGCCCGGGCUUCCCGGACAUCUCGGAGAUGAGCAGCAUUCCCUUCCUCUCAGUGACCACGGUGAAGCAAGGGGCAGGAUAGUACCAAGCUCACAGGCAUCACACCUGUUUGUAACCUCUCCAGAGGCUUCAACUAGCCUGAAACCAGUUUUGUAAAGCGAUUUUGAAAGGUACAGGAGCUUUACCAGUCAAUUCUUUUUCUUCAUUGCUGAAGAGGCAGCUGCAGAGACUUUGCUCAGGGGACUCCCACUUCUCAUCUCUGUACCUGCAAACUUCAUCUUCCCUGUAGGACGAUAGGUCUGUCUCCAUAUGGAAACUCUGACUACCUACCCUCUCUGAACAAUGGUACUCCUUGCACAACAGAGAACUUUUUAUUCACCUGUGUUCACACAAGAUCCCAGCGGUGUGAUUACAUCCACCAGCCCAUGACACCCACCACAACUGAAAGCUUUCAGUUCAUAUGGAGUUUGCAUUCUCCUAAUAUUAAAAUAAUUCGUAUCAACUUGCUGCCUGGGGUAGGAGUCACCUCAGUACCUGUGUUUCCAGCACCCUUUGUCUCUAGGCAAGAGGAGACCAUUCCCCACUGGUUACUUUACAAAUUGAGAGGGAAGGAGAGCAGGAAAUGUUUAGGAGUUGGUUCCCUAUCACUGUCAGUCUCUGCAACAAGCUUUGCAUAAUCUACUCAUCACCAGUUGAGAUCCUGCACCAAGAAGUCAUCCACUGAGCCAAACCAACACAGCAGCAACACCUCCUCCUGCCUGGGACCAGGGUACCAUUUAUCUGAAGCUUUUAUGUGUUACACUCUGCAGGCAAUAACUCUGUGGCUUGUGCAAGGCAGUUGAGCCCUAAGAGAAAAAGAAACAAGUGCUUUUCUUCAUAGACAAGCAGAAUGUCCUUGUUCCUUCCCAAAACAGGGUGGAGACAGCUGAGUGUCUGUGCUGCACCUCCUUGUGCCACAGCUCCUCCCUGGCCUGGGAAAUACACACCUCAAUUCUGAGAAGAAAAAUUAAUAAAAAAAUAAAAUAAAAAAAAUAGAGCUGGUUGCAAAAUAUCUAUGAAAACAUUUCUAUAAAAGGGAUGUGUUUUAGUGACAUGAUUAUUUUUUUUAUA